UGUCUACACUAACGUAUUUAUAUUUGAUCAUAAAUACAAGACAAUGCACAUGUACAUGAACUAUUUGUACAAAAGUAUUCAAUGUGCAAAUACAAAAUACUACACCAUGUGCUAUGCAGUUCAAUAAAAGAACUGUAGAGGGAAGACACAGAUUAAAUUUAGGAAAUUUAAAAAAAAAAGUCUUUUAAAAAAAGACACUUUAGAUAAAUGCAUCUUGUACGGCAGAUCUAAAAUGCAUAUCCUUAUGUGAAUAUACAUUUACCAUUUUAUAAUCAUUUUGAGUUUCUAUCCUCAACUCUCAAAGAAACAGCUAACUUAAUGGACUGAAAAGACAUGACUAACACACAUGACGAAGGUAAGGUCCCAUUUAAUACUCCCAUAAAACCGUUAAAAAAAGAAAAGCUGCAAGAAUCACGAUAGUUGCAGCUGUUUUCUGACGCGUGGAGCAGCCUUUUCAAAGCAAGAAGAUAAAAACGCUUUUCCAGAAAAUGAUUUCACCCACAGCGACAAAUUUAAGUGACGCACACCGAGCCGACGUAGACUGAAUGGACCAAAAGGCAAAAAGGUCACCUAAAACUUGCUCGUCGUCAUAGCAACGGGGAUAGCCGAGCUCAGAGCUGUUGAAUAUGGCCGAGCCGACGUAGACUUAAUGGACCAAAAGGCAAAAAGGUCACCUAAAACUUGCUCGUCGUCAUAGCAAUGGGGAUAGUUGUAAAAUGGCAUCUUUUCGCUCCACACCAGGGGCAAGAGUUUACACGUCGUCUAUCACAAUACAAUAAAAUACAACGCAACAUUUACUGUUAUUACGUUUUAACAGAACAUUCGCGUUCAAAACGCGUCUGGCGCGUGAUUUUGUGUGCGCGCUCUAGUCGUUACGAGCAUGCGCAGUGGCGCACUUCCAGAAAAGUGUCGGAUUGUAUUAUGGUUCGAUGUAACAGGAGAAAUGGCUUCAUUUGCUGUGGAGGAAAUUGCUCCUGAUGUUGACAGUGUUUUUGAAGCAUCCACGAUCCACAAAAAUAAGAAAUCCAAGAAAACGAAAAAAGAAAGGAAAGACAAGAGUAAAACCAAGCGUGCAGCUGACAUCUUGUUGGAGGAUGGCUGCCAUGACACUGUUUCCUUUAAACAAAUGCAUGACUGUAAAAAAAGAAAAAAGUCAAAGAAAAAUAAAAUCAAACCAGAGGAAGACUUCCAGCUGCUACCUCCCAUCAGGACACCAAAAUCUGAAAACCAGCUCAAACAGUCAAGCAGCACUCACACCGGAUUCACACAUCAGAUCCACCCUGUCAUCUGUAUCUCUCCAGACCCGGCACCAAAACAUUCAAGCAAGCGCGGGUGUCUGAAUAGAGUAAAAGAGGUAGAGAACGACAAAAGUAAAAAGCAAGUCGUUUUUAAUUUGCCACCUGAGCCGAGCCAAGCUGCAGACACACAUGUAAAACCCUUUACCACUAGAAAUGCUUACAAUUCUGCUACAUCCUUGCCGAGAGCUAUUUACUCAGGAAACUUGAGUCAGGGGAAGCAGCUUGUAGGAGAAAGCAGCUUGGAAUCUCAAACUACAGCGGAAGAAAUGAGCAGCCAAGAUUUAUUCAUCACACAGAAAUCAUUCUCUGAACCAAACCUGAAUCUUUUCAGCAGUGCCAGUGGCAAUGACGUCACUAUUGUAUCGGUGCAAGAGGAACAUUCAUGUAGGAUGACGGCUGACGCAGCUACUCAAACCGAAAACUUCUUUACCUUCCCAGAAGUUGCCAACUGCCUCAGGUUUCAGCAGCAGCAGAAAAUCUCCACGUUCACCGAGGAACCCAUGGACCUGAGACUGCCGAAAAGAGCAAGACAAGUGCAGCGGGCAAAUCAACCAGCAAAGCAUCCUGUUGCAAGUUGUAUCGGUCAACCUAAAUUAAAGAUAUCAGACACAUCAAGUGAGGAUGGCGACAUGGUGCCCAAAACCAAAGGUGAAUUUUCCCAACUUAAAGUCAUUCAGACUCGCUUAAACGAGUCUUUCUUUUUUAAGGUGAAGGGUUAUGAUUCUCCAAAGCCUGUAUGCCCCCUGAUGAAGCUAACAGAAAGCACUGAGAAAAAAACGAAGAAGUAACAUCGAAUGUAAUUUACCAUUACGUUCAUAUUAAAUACAGCCUAGUUCUGUGCACAUUUAGGCAAAGACAGUUUGUUUAAUAUUAUUGUUUAUUUAAUGUUAAAUUUUACAUGUUCUGAAUAACACGUUGUGGUGUACCUUUAAUAUUUUUGAACACCAAACAUGUGUAGUUUGUUUACAAGCAUUCUUCACAAUAACAGAUUAAAAUAGUCGUAUGUUGUGAGGAUAUACCAGUCUCCAUGUUUUUUUUAAUUAAUGAUACAA
Molecule: messenger RNA, 2350 nt
Organism: Triplophysa rosa
Lineage: Eukaryota; Metazoa; Chordata; Actinopteri; Cypriniformes; Nemacheilidae
Exons: 2
Coding region: 881-2086 (401 amino acids)
Source: RefSeq, a predicted model, not a curated record